Molecule: messenger RNA, 543 nt
Organism: Penicillium samsonianum
Lineage: Eukaryota; Fungi; Ascomycota; Eurotiomycetes; Eurotiales; Aspergillaceae
Exons: 1
Coding region: 1-543 (180 amino acids)
Source: RefSeq, a predicted model, not a curated record
AUGACCAGCACCCUCACCGAAGAUUUAUGUGCCUUUAGUGCUAUUCUUGAUGAGACUGCAUCCUCAUCUCCAGAUGCCGAAGAAUAUCUGAAUCUUCUGGCCCCUCGUUGCCUUGUCUGGUCUGCCCUAUUCUUGUAUCUCGACAGCUACUGUUGCCCAGAGAAAUUAGGCAAUGAGCCGGGUUAUCCAAUCACAGGCAAUGCCAAAACGCCAGAAGAGCAGUUCCUACAAGUCAAUGCAACACUUGUCGUACGAAGUAUUAGCGAUCAAGCGCACAAUGCUGCAUUGAGGAUCGCGCAGAUAUUGGAUGGCUGUCUACAAACUCAAGGCAACUUUCGCAGAAUAAGUCCAUUUGUGCUCGAUGCGCUGUACUGCACGAUGGCGACGUUUCAUUGGGUCCUUCGGGAAGGUGGUGAUGAUACAAUCAGGCUUAGUCUCCAGGAUGUUAAGCAAUGUUUGCGGAGGUUAGGUGAGGGGUGGCCGUUAGCUCUAGAGUAUCUUGCUCUUGAGGAUGUGUAUGCUACAGCUCCAGCAGAUGAGUAA